Messenger RNA from Eptesicus fuscus (big brown bat), 741 nucleotides. It is a transcript of the gene C22H1orf226, whose product is annotated as chromosome 22 C1orf226 homolog. Lineage: Eukaryota; Metazoa; Chordata; Mammalia; Chiroptera; Vespertilionidae. The transcript is spliced from 2 exons. The record is from RefSeq and is a predicted model, not a curated record. Bases 1 to 741 code for a protein of 246 amino acids.
AUGUUUGAGAAUCCGAACGCGUCCCUCCCACCGAAGCCGCAGUCCAGCCACCCUGGGCCCCAGGUGUCCCGGUCGGGGCCCCUGGGGUCCGUGGAGCCGGGCGGGCCGGGCCUCUGGGUGGGCAGCAGCCAGCACCUCCGGAACCUGGGCAAAGCCAUGGGAGCCAAGGUGAACGACCUCCUGCGGAGGAGGGAGCCCUGGGGCCUGGGCAGCGUGGGCGCCAUGGAGGUCAACUGGACGGCCGAGGCCCAGCUGGCCGGCGCGCCCGGCGCGGAGGACGACGGGUCGGCCCUGCCAGAAGCCGUCCCUCGGCUGGACCCGCCGCCACCCACAACCCGGAAGCGAACGCCCCGGGCGCUGAAGACCACACAGGACAUGCUGAUCUCUGCCCAGCCCGUGCUGAGCAGCCUGGAGCGCUCCCCGCCCCCUGCGCAGCCCGGCCCGGCGGGGCCUCCACCGCCAGAGGCCACUGUGGAUGGCGCCCUGCCCAACGGCGACGGCCAGGCGUCCCUGUCGGUGCCUGACCUGAUCCACCCGGAUGGCUCGGGCGAGCCCAGGCUGAAGGGCGCCCCGUGCAGGAGGGUCUCCCCGCCCGGCCCCACCGAGAGCAGCAGCCUCCAGCUUAGCCUCAGCCCUGGCCGCCCGGCUGAGCUGCCGCAGGACAGCAGCCCCUGCCCCGGGCCGCGGACCUGCAGCCUGGACAGCGAGGGGCCGCACCCCGACCUGCUGUCCUUUGAGUAG